ACACCUGCAGGAGUCAGAGGGAGGAAAAAACAGGCAGGCAGAGGAAUGCAGCUCUCAGCAACAUUAUCAGGAUAAACCGAAACGGACCGGACCACACAGACCCGGAACAGGGCCCAGCAGACCCGGGUCAGCCCCGUCAGCCCGGGAUCUACCCGGAUCCACCUGGAUCCACUGGGAUCCACCUGAGACAGGACACUCCUGAACUUUUACCUGAAGCAGGAAGUGGAGCAGAGCUGCAGACAUGGGCAGUAAGGAGCGCUACCAUUGGCAGGCUCAGAAUGUGAAGGUGAGCGGGGUGGACGACAUGGUCCUGCUGUCCAAGAUCAGCGAGGACGCCAUCACCGACAACCUGAAGAAGAGAUACAUGGACGACUACAUCUUUACCUACAUCGGUCCGGUCCUGAUCUCAGUCAAUCCGUUCAAGCAGCUGCCGUAUUUCACUGACAGAGAAGUGGAGCUGUACCAGGGAGCGGCUCAGUACGAAAACCCGCCCCACAUCUACGCUCUGGCCGACAACAUGUACAGGAACAUGAUGAUCGACAACGAGAACCAGUGUGUGAUCAUCAGUGGAGAAAGUGGAGCAGGGAAAACUGUUGCUGCUAAAUACAUCAUGAGCUACGUGUCCAAAGUGUCUGGAGGAGGAGAAAAAGUCCAGCACGUCAAAGACAUCAUCCUCCAGUCCAACCCGCUCCUCGAGGCGUUCGGGAACGCCAAAACUGUCCGAAACAACAACUCCAGCAGAUUUGGGAAAUACUUUGAGAUCCAGUUCAGUCGGGGAGGAGCCCCGGAUGGAGGAAAAAUCUCAAACUUUUUACUUGAGAAGAGUCGAGUUGUGUCCCAAAACCCUGGAGAGAGGAACUUCCACAUCUACUACCAGCUACUGGGCGGGGCCAGUGGAGAACAGAAGGAGAACCUUGGGGUCACGACACCUGACUAUUACAGCUACCUCAACCAAUCAGGAACCUUCACAGUGGAGGAUGUGGAUGACACCAAGGAGUUCGCUGAUACUCUGGCGGCGAUGUCCGUGGUGGGUCUGUCGAUGGAGGAGCAGGAUUCUGUUCUUCAGAUUGUUGCAGGGAUUCUGCAUCUGGGAAACAUCAACUUCAGAGAAGAGAACAACUACGCCGUGGUGGAGAGCCAGGACUUCCUGGCCUUCCCGGCCUACCUGUUGGGGAUCCCUCAGGACAGUCUGUGCAGUAAGCUGACCAGCAGGGUGAUGGACAGCCGGUGGGGAGGGAAGACCGAGUCCAUCGCAGUGACGCUGAACACGGAGCAGGCCUGUUUCACCCGGGACGCCCUGUCCAAGGCGCUGUACACCCGACUCUUCGACUUCCUGGUCCACAGCAUCAACAGAGCCAUGCAGAAGGACCAGGAGGAGCUCAACGUGGGAGUCCUCGAUAUCUACGGCUUUGAGAUCUUCCAGCAAAAUGGCUUUGAGCAGUUCUGCAUCAACUUCGUCAACGAAAAGCUCCAGCAGAUCUUCAUCGAGCUGACUCUGAAGGCCGAGCAGGAGGAAUAUGUUCACGAGGGAAUCAGCUGGACUCCCAUCGACUACUUCAACAACAAGGUGGUCUGUGAUCUGAUCGAGUCCAAGCUGAAUCCUCCUGGGAUCAUGAGCAUCCUGGACGAUGUUUGCGCGACGAUGCACGCCAAAGGUGAGGGGGCGGAUCAGACGCUGCUGCAGAAGCUGCAGGGGCAGGUGGGAUCCCACGAACACUUCAGCAGCUGGAACAGAGGAUUCAUCGUGCACCACUACGCUGGCAAGGUGUCGUAUGAUGCGAAUGGGUUUUGUGAGCGGAACAGAGAUGUGUUGUUUAACGACAUCAUCGAGCUGAUGCAGGGCAGCGAGUUUCCAUUCAUCAGGGCUCUGUUCCCUGAGAACCUGGAGGCGGAGAAGCGAGGGCGACCGUCGACGGCGAGCAUUAAGAUCAAGAAACAAGCCAACUCUCUGGUGCAGACCCUGAUGAAGUGCACCCCCCACUACAUCCGCUGCAUCAAGCCCAACGAGACCAAACGCCCCCGGGACUGGGAGGAGAACCGGGUCAAGCAUCAGGUGGAGUACCUUGGCCUGCGCGAGAACAUCCGGGUACGCCGAGCCGGGUAUGCCUACAGACGAGUCUUCAACAAGUUCCUGCACAGGUACGCCAUCCUGACCAAGGAGAGCUGGCCCCAGUGGAGGGGCGAGGAGCGUCAGGGAGUUCUGCACCUCCUCAGGUCCGUCCACAUGGACCAGGAUCAGUUUCAGCUGGGAAAGAGCAAAAUCUUCAUUAAAGCUCCAGAGUCGCUCUUCCUGCUGGAGGAGAUGAGGGAGAGGAAGUUUAACGGGUAUGCGCGGGUCAUCCAGAAGGCGUGGCGUAAACACAUUGCUGUUCGCAAGUACGUGAAGAUGAGGGAGGAAGCCUCCGACGUCCUGCUCAACAAGAAGGAGCGCCGCAGGAACAGCAUCAACCGGAACUUCGUGGGCGACUACAUCGGAACCGACCACCAUCCUGAGAUCCGGCGGUUCGUUAACCGCAGAGAAAGGAUUGAUUUUGCCGACGUGGUGGUCAAAUAUGAUCGAAGAUUCAGACCGGUGAAGCGGGACCUCAUCCUGACCUCCAAGUUCCUCUACAUGAUCGGCCGGGAGAAGGUGAAACAAGGUCCAGAAAAGGGUCAGAUUCAGGAAGUCCUGAAAAGGCAGAUCGAGAUCAAGAAGAUCCAGUCUGUUUCCAUGAGCACUCUGCAGGAUGACUUCUUUAUCGUCCACGAGGAAGAGUACGACAGCGUUCUUCAGAGCGUUUUUAAGACAGAGUUUCUCAGUCUGCUGGUGAAACGUUAUCAGGAGAAGACGGACAAACAACUGCCCCUCAAAUUCAACAACCUUCUGGAGUUUAAGGUGAAGAAAGAGGGCUGGGGUCCGUUCACUUCCUCGGGAUCCAGACAGAUCCAGUUCCAAGUGGGUCAGGGAGACGAGGCGGUCCUGAAGCCCAGUGGAAAAGUCCUGCAGGUCUCCAUCGGACCGGGCCUGCCCAAGAACUCCCGACCCACCAGGAGAGACACCCGGAAGAGCCGCCAAAUGGGGGGCCACGCUCCUCCCAGCGGGCACCACAGCUCCGGUGCUCGCUCCAGGGGGGGCAGAGCUCCCAGCCGGGGCGGGGGCGCCCCCUCCUCCAGAGGCUCGCUGCUGAGGCAGCAGUCCAGCAUGGAGCAGCCCACCCUGCCCCGCCUCCACAACCAGCAGCGGUCUUCCAACCGGGGUCCCCAGCACAGCGACAUGGGCUUCAUGAGCGUUCCAGAGCAGGGCGCCGCAGGAAUGCACCGGCGGCGGUCGAAGGAGGUGAAGCCUGUUCCUGGAGCGGGUCGACCCAAACCGAAGCCCCGGAGUCCUCAGUGCAGAGCUUUGUACGCCUACGAUGCCCAGGACACAGACGAGCUGAGCUUCAAUGCUGACGACGUCAUUGAAAUCAUCAGCGAAGAUCCGUCCGGUUGGUGGUUCGGCCGGCUGCGCGGCAGAGAGGGAAUGUUCCCUGGAAACUACGUGGAGAAGAUCUGAUGUCAGGUCACAGGGACAUUCGACUGUACGCCAGUUUAUGAGGACGCAGGCUACAGCCAGGCUACGGUGUCCUCAGGCGUACCAUAACCCAGCGUGCUGAAUCCAGCCAGAGUCCUCCAGUGCGCUGUAAACCAGAGCGGUCUAGUGGGGUGUUCCUGUAAACCAGUGUUAGGGUUCAGUCUGUGACCAUCUCGGUUAUCCCCUCAUCAGGUCUGAGUUCAGAGCCACAGUGUGCGCUGCAGAACCAAGAGCUGACAGAGACCCAGAGAUGGACACAAACUGAAUUCUCUGAGCAGAAACAAGUCGACUGAAUGUCAAAAACUUUUUCACAUCUGAUGACAAACAUGAAACAAAAGUGAUUAUUAAAAGAGUUUUAAGAAAAGAAAUCAUGUCUCUUUUUGGGGGAGGGGGCAGACAGGGACAUUCCUUGGGGAAAUCUGAAGUUCACAGGUUUGAAUCCCAUAGCUGGCUGUUUUCUAAUGGAGUCCCUGAGGAAGACUUUUGAUGACUGCUUCCCUGGUGCAGCACCGUGGCAACCGCAGCCUCGUAUCUAUACUUAAAUUUAACUAUGAAUAUGAUGGGCUGAAAGCAGAAAAGCAAGCCCCCCAAGGGGAGACUGAUCUUUUUCCUGUGUUUUUUGUAUCACUUCAUGUUUUUCCUGUUAGGAGUGUAAUUUUAAAUUUUUAAAUAUACAUUUCUGUCAUGAUUUUUUUUCUCUGUUUACAUUCCUUAUAAGAGCAUGCUCAGUAUUGUUCUUCUAUGAAACUUUACUUAAUUUUAUUAUUCCCAUUUUUUAAAUUGUUUAUCUAAUUUUCAGUCAAAUUUGCUGUUUUCAAUUAUUGGUUAUUCUCUGAUUUGAAGUUAAGAUUGUUUCAGGUCUGGUUUAAAAAAUUCUUUUGAAUUUUUAUCAUUUUAUAAAAAAUUAUCUUGUCCAUCCAGAGAUUUUUGAUUCAUCUUUCCAUUGUGUCC
This is a messenger RNA of Salarias fasciatus (jewelled blenny), 4501 nucleotides long. RefSeq names its product myosin IEb (gene myo1eb). Gene Ontology annotation, biological process: endocytosis; actin filament organization. Gene Ontology annotation, molecular function: ATP binding; actin filament binding; microfilament motor activity. The record is from RefSeq and is a predicted model, not a curated record. The transcript is spliced from 27 exons. The coding region runs from base 242 to 3532 and encodes 1096 amino acids. Gene Ontology annotation, cellular component: plasma membrane; cytoplasm; myosin complex. NCBI's taxonomy places the organism in Eukaryota, Metazoa, Chordata, Actinopteri, Blenniiformes, Blenniidae.